Maylandia zebra (zebra mbuna) is the source of this 2848-nucleotide messenger RNA. RefSeq names its product proline rich Gla (G-carboxyglutamic acid) 1 (gene prrg1). The record is from RefSeq and is a predicted model, not a curated record. Gene Ontology annotation, cellular component: extracellular region. Gene Ontology annotation, molecular function: calcium ion binding. NCBI's taxonomy places the organism in Eukaryota, Metazoa, Chordata, Actinopteri, Cichliformes, Cichlidae.
CGCAGCGAUAGGCGUUGUGUUUGCAGCAACACGCGGUUUCGAGAAGCAGUGAAGCCCGUAGCGUUUGGCGGGACUCUCUCCCGGGAAGUCUUUGUUUGGAUCCUGUGUUGAUGGCCAGAUUGAAUUUAAAGGUGAAGGCUCCGUGAGCCCACUAAUCGACCUGCCAGGACACUAACCCGCUCAGCCACACACCACCGAAGCUAACCUAACCCGAUAGAGACCGUUAGCACAGCGCCGUGUCCCCGGUGGCUGUUUGGGGCGGAGGCGCUUUGUGGUGGAUGAUUGUGCUGAUGGUCAUCUAUUUUUGGAUCCGUGCGGAGCGCUGGACGGCAGCCGCCAUUGGUCGCUGUCACUUCAGCCACGGAUGUCUCGUGGUCAUGGCGUAACGACGCCCUUUACCGUGUCCCUGUUAGAAAACGUCGGUCUGUGUGAGAACAGCAGAGAUGUGGUGUCUGAGAAGGAGCUUGGAAACCGUGCUGCUCGUCUUUAAGUAGGACCAAAGGAAGGGUGUAGCUGCUGAGAUAAACCCCCCCAAACAGACCCGCGGGAAUCAUGGGGAGUGUGUUCCUGCCAGCAGAAGCGGCCCACUCGGUCCUGCGGAGGCUGCGCAGGGCCAACUUUUUUCUGGAGGAAAUAAAGCAGGGUAACAUCCAGAGGGAGUGUCGGGAGGAGACCUGCACCUAUGAGGAGGCCCGGGAAGCUUUUGAGAACGAAGAGAAGACGAGGCAGUUCUGGGAAGAAUAUGUGCGUGAAAGCAGUCCGCCUGGAGGCCUGGAGGCGGCGGUGGGCGGGAUCCACUCGCUCUACCUGAUUGUGCCGCUGCUGCUGGUCGUGGUCAUCAUCGCCGGCGUCGCAAUCACUGUGUGGCGCUGCCACUCCCGCAAACGCUCACAGCGCAGCCCCAGCAUGGGACUCUCGCAUCACAACAACGUCUUGUCAGUGGUCUCUAUGGACCACUGGGGGAGGGAAUACCACGGUGACCAAUCAGAACUCAGCAUCCACAGCAGCCCAGCGUAUCCAGGCUCAGAGUUUACGUCAGGGCGCGGAAGCGCCGGCGACCCGCCGCCAUCUUACGAAGAGGCUGUGGGCCACACGGACGUCCAAAUAGAGACUGAGCCGCCCCCACAGUAUGAGGACAUAGUCAACAGCAGUUCUGUUAGUGUCAGUGGGGGCCAAGGGAAGUGAACGUGUUUUUAACCAGCAGCCUAACAAAAGCCCUAACACACACUAAGACUUAUUGUUUAGCAGUGCUACUGCUGUGGUUUCACCAGCCCCCCCCCUGCAAUCCAACACACACGACAGAAACACUAAUAACUGUUUGGUCAGUGGACUAAUGCAAUCAUCAGUGCUGGAACAGAAGUUGCACUAACCGUUGAAGGAACGAGUGAUGGUGCAAUACCACGCUGCUGCUUCUCCUCACGCUGUGUCACAGCUACAGAUUCACAAACAGGGUUUGUAUCACAGGUGUGAGACCAAUGCUUUAGUGGCGCUCGGUACCGACUGAUGCCAGUUUGAGACCCGAGUGGGCGGCGUCACAUCAUUUGUUUUUCAUCUUUGAAUACGUCCUUGUCAAAAAUACUUCAUCCACAAGUUUGUGGUUGUACAUUUGCCGUGUGUGACUCGAUCAUAAGUGAACAUAAUGCAGACUUUUGAGAAAGGACAUUAUUCACCAGCCGGUCUCUCGUGGUGGGCCGGGAGCCUGCAUGUGGCUCCAAUGAGGGUUUUACCUGUAAACAGUAAACAGAUGUCAAGGCAUAAUAUAUUUUUUUUUAUUUAACCAGGAAGAUCCCACUGAGAUUAAAAACCUCUUUUUCAAGGGAAACCUGGCCAAGAUAGGCAGCAGCAGGUGUCUCCCAGUUACAGAAAUGACUCAGUUAAUAUGCCUUAAACCAUGAGGUGACACGCCAAACCAAAGCAUUGGUCCAUCUUUAGUAAACACAAAGGGUUAAGGGAAGGAGGGCAGUUAUGCGUCAUUACCUGCUUAUAUUUCGGUAACGCCUGUAGUUCAUGCUGUCCUCGUGAGGUUAGAGGUGUCUCCGUACUGUCUAAUUUGAUUUAAUGGUCAGGACUCACUGGCCCAUGAACACUAGUGGGGCCUCUGACAGCUGCUUUAACUGUGGAAUGCCCUCCUUCCCAAACGGACCUCCUGGAUGUGAAGCUGCAGCUGUGCUACAGUUACUGACUUGCACAUAAAUGUGGGGCAGAAAGCAGCAGAGACGGGUUGUCAGGGGAAGCUUCUGUAUUUACAGUCACCGUGGAUAAAGUCUAUGUUUAGCAUGAGUAAUGUAUCUAUGUAACUGUGUAUCUGUGUGCAAACAUUACGGGGAGGCAUUUUUUAAAGCUUAAAGGCCAGUGACUGCACCGGUGCUGAUGUAACCGUAGUACAGUCGGUUGUGAAUAAUGGAGGGGCGAAGCUCAGAAUGAGCUGUUUCAUGGAAAGUAGGACAGUCUGUUUCACGUUUGCUGUGUCACUCAGCAGUAACAAUGACGUUGUAAUCCUCAGAGUGCUCGGUCUAUAUGAAACGCUGCUGCUGCUGCAUACACUCUAAAGCCAAAUAUGUCGUCACUAAUGCUGAUCACUGUCACGCAGCAGAGCACUGAACGUUUGCAGCGUGACCUUUGAGCCUCAGCACUCGCUGCGACACUGAGCUGACUCGUGCUGGUAGAGGUAGCAAUUUUGGUUCGGCCACUUGUUGUACUGUUACUUAACCGAACCCUGUUUUUACAAAGCCUUAUCGAGGAAAAACACGUUACAUAACACUAAAAGUAAGGAGCUUGUUAUAAAUCUUUCACUUGUGCAAAAGCUUGAAUUAAUUUGUAAUAAAAUAUUUAAAACUCGCUGCAUGAA